AUGUUGACUGAUUGUAAUGAUAUAUCGACGUAAUCAAAGGAAUAGAAAAACUAAUCAUCCAAUAUUCCAUAUUUUGUGUAUAAUUUCCCAUCAACCUCUUUAAUGGAUUUUCAGAACACUUCUAUUCCAUAACUUUAGAUGAGAAAUUCAAGUAAACAAUUUUGUAAAUAUGUAGCUGAAUCUGUUUUCAAAGAUAAUAUGUAAGUUCCUUCAUUUUUGUAAGGACUUACUGUUUCUAGCUUCUAAUUUAAUAAUUCAAAUUAGUUUUGUGUAAAUGAAUAAAAGCCAAUAUAUAUGCCACCAGUUGCAAGUGCUUUAGCAUCAUUUUUUAAUGAUCAAUCUACCUUUAAAAUUAAACAAGAAUGCAAGAAAAAUCGAAUUAUUAUAGGGACUUAAGUACUAUGCGAUAUUGAAAUUAUCUUUAUUUAAAGAUAUUUUGAUAUUAAAGCUUAGGUAUUAGUUCUCUAAAAUCUAAGUUAUUCUGCCCACCAAAUAUUAAAUAUACUUUGAAUGAAGAUAAAUCCAUCUCGAAUAUAUUAUGGUUAAAAGAUAGACUCAAGAAUAGAUACAAAAAGCCUGUAACUAUUGAAUAUAUAUUUUUAGAUAAAAGACUCAAUGUUUGAUUUGAUUAAUGUUAUUGCUAUUAUGGAUGAACAAGAACUACGAUAAAUUAAUGAGUUUCAAUAAUUUUAAAGUUAAGGUUUUGAUAAUCUAGAAAAAUAAGUACCAAAAUCAGUAAAAUAAGAGAAACCUUUUAGUGAGAUGAUGUUUGAAAUUUAAAUUCUAAUUGCUUAAUUUAUAUUGACAAAUUUUUGA
This is a messenger RNA of Paramecium sonneborni, 816 nucleotides long. The record is from the annotation of a GenBank genome assembly. NCBI's taxonomy places the organism in Eukaryota, Ciliophora, Oligohymenophorea, Peniculida, Parameciidae.